CCGCACGGGAGGCGGGAGGAAUUUUUGAACGUUUUGGAAAAGAAUACUCUGUUGACAUUCAUCGUGACUGAUCACACGACUGAAUAUUUCCCGAAAGAUACCUUUUGUGAACUUCAAAGGUUUUGAAGUCAAAAGUUCGCCUUCAAAGAAUAAAUUUGCUUCUCCUCGGCACCGCGACACAACCUACCGAACGCUGUAAUGCCGUCCUCUUCUCCCGGCAUAGUAUUCAAAGGCACCGUCUUCCCUCCCAAAACGCCAAAACCACAAGCGUCUUCCAACUCCACUUUGCAACAGAGAGUCAAAGAGAGAAACCGAAACACAAGCAACUAGAGAUAUGCAUACCAUGACAUCCUUCAGUUUUUUCUUUGUGCUCAUCAGUACCCUCUUGGUGGCGCACACCGGAGCAUUUGCUCCGCACGCAUCCACGUACCGAUUGCAACCCACCACGACCRCUGGUUCCUCGACGAGUACCGCCCUUCAGAUGGGGAUCCUGAGCAGGUUCCGACGAAAGAAGAAGGUCCUCCUCGACCCGAUCGAGAUGGGUGCCCCCAUCCCCAAUGUCGAUGUCCAGAUACUGUCCGACGAGGAGAUCGUCCCUAUCGGCCUCCACGAAGCCUUGGGCAACGGAACGUCCAUUCUCAUUGGCAUGCCGGGGGCCUUUACCACUACCUGUACCAAGACCCAUCUGCCGGGGUACAUCGAACACGCCGACACGCUGAAAACCGAUUACGGAGUCGAGACGAUUGCGGUGGUCACCACCAACGACAAGUUUGUCAACAAUGCCUGGGCCAAGGAGGUGGGCCUCGUGUCGGACACGGUUGCCGACAGCGACGAAUCCACCGAUGAAGUCGACGAGGGCUCCGAGGAAGGGAGCGGCAACGAGACCGCGUCCCCUCCCGUCACAAUCCUGGCGGACGGCGAUUCCGAGCUCGUCAAAGAGCUCGGACUCGUGGAAGACAUGGGCUUCGGGGUCGGCAUCCGCUCCAAGCGCUUUGCCCUGGUGAUCGAGAACGGGGUCGCCAAGCACCUGGAAACCGACGAAGGCAUGGACGAUUGCACCAACACGUCGGCCGAGAACCUCAUGAAGGUUCUCACCCCCCUUGCCAAGGAGGAUGAGACGGCCCUGGACGAGAUGGAAAUCGAUGAGAACGCCGGUUACGUCCUGGCCGGGGUGGCCUUCCUGGUGCUCUGGGCCUACGCCUCGGCGGGAGACGGUGGCUCCGCGGCGGCGACGGCCUCGGCCGUGGCACCGGCUUCGGUAGCGGCCGCCGGCAGUGGAGCGGUCGAUACGGGCAUGAGCCUGCUGAACACCUACCGUUAAACGUGGAGAGAGGCGGGAGCUGGUCACGCCACACGGCGGUGGAUGUGGUGUGUUGUUUAUAAUUUGCUGUUGMAUAAUUGUGUAUGUU
This is a messenger RNA of Pseudo-nitzschia multistriata, 1409 nucleotides long. NCBI's taxonomy places the organism in Eukaryota, Bacillariophyta, Bacillariophyceae, Bacillariales, Bacillariaceae. The record is from the annotation of a GenBank genome assembly.